UUUUACAGGGUCUUAGUUGAAAAGUGUCAUCAUGGCGGCUGCAAGGCAAGCACGUUCCCACGAAAAUGUGGCUAAUACCAUCAAUUACGUGCAGUGCGAUGGAUUGGCGGUGAUGAAGAUGGUGAAACAUUGCCAUGAGGAGUCCAUGAGCAACAUGGAAGUGGCACAGGGUGCUCUUCUUGGUUUGGUGGUGGAUCAAGUGCUGGAAAUCACCAAUUGCUUUCCCUUCUCCAACAAUGAGGACAAUAUGGAUGAGGAUGACUAUCAGGUGACUAUGAUGCGUCGCCUCAGGCGAGUUAAUGUGGACUACUUCCAUGUGGGCUGGUACCAGAGUGCCGAUGUGGGAAACUUCCUGUCAUUGCCGAUGCUAGAGUCACAGUAUCACUACCAAACGAGUAUUGAGGAGUCUGUUGUGGUCAUCUAUGACACCCAGAAGUCCGCCAGAGGCUUCCUCACCCUCAAGGCAUACAGAUUGACCCCACAGGCCAUUCAGAUGUAUAAGGAAGAUAAUUUUACGCCUGAAGCCCUGAGAGCUCUGAAAAUCAGCUACGAGAAUCUCUUCACGGAAGUACCCAUUGUCAUUAGAAAUUCACCCCUCACGAAUAUCAUGAUGAUGGAAUUGACUGAGUUGGUUCCCGAAGAGGAUGGUACGCAUUUCUUGGACCUGGGAACUGCUUCGGUGCUGGAAAAUCAUUUACGCUGCUUGAUGGAUCGUGUCGAUGAACUCAAUCAGGAAGCCACCAAGUUCAACAAGCACUUGCAGCAGGUCAAUCGACAGGAUCAGGAGAGACAUCGGGUCCUCACGAAGCACGCCCAGGAGAAUGCUGCGAGGAUUGCCAAAGGGGAACCUCCACUGCCCGAAGAAGACAUCAACAAAAUGUUUAGGCCGAUCACUGUUCCAUCACGGCUGAAUCCCAUGAUUGUUUCCGGACAGAUUAACACCUAUGCCCAACACAUUUCCCAAUUCUGUUCACAAUCCCUGGCCAAGCUCUACAUGACGCAAGCCCUCCAGGGAGCCAAGGAGAGCAAGCAAAAUUAAAAUUGUAUGGAGAUUUUUUUUGAAUGAAGAAAAAAGUUCUACGUAA
Molecule: messenger RNA, 1085 nt
Organism: Phlebotomus papatasi
Lineage: Eukaryota; Metazoa; Arthropoda; Insecta; Diptera; Psychodidae
Gene: eIF3h
Product: eukaryotic translation initiation factor 3 subunit H
Exons: 2
Coding region: 32-1039 (335 amino acids)
Cellular component (GO): eukaryotic translation initiation factor 3 complex; eukaryotic 43S preinitiation complex; cytoplasm
Molecular function (GO): translation initiation factor activity; metallopeptidase activity; protein binding
Source: RefSeq, a predicted model, not a curated record